UAGCGGUGCUGCGUGUGGAGCAAGCCGCCUGUUGGUGCCGUUCUGGGGCAUGAGAUUCAGAGAAAUGGGGCCGUCUUCCUCCCUGACCCUGGCCCGUCGAUAGAAAAAAAAAAUAGGGCUGGGGAUGCACGACGGGGCAGAUGAAACACAGCUCUCCAGGCAUAAAAUCAGGACUGCUGAUGCCGCAGAAACAUGGAGUGUCGCAUUCUUUGCGGAAUAAUCGCAGUUGUUGACCCACAGUGAGUUUUUUUUUUUUUUAAAGUCCACGGUUGGUUUCCACUUUGCUUCUUGAGCCGUUUGCUUUGAUACAAACAUCUGCAAUGAUGUGGGCUGUGGACGGGAGUCGGACCGCUGCCACGGUGCUCUGCCUUUUGGGAUUUGUUAUCUCCAGAGCUGCAACUAAAACCUCAGCAGAGGACACGGCGACGCAAGAGGUGACUCUGAAGGUCCACCUGAGCGACGCCAGCACUCAGCAGCCUCUGCUCGGAGCAGCCGUGCAGCUCUUCGCCAACCACACGUCCGUAGCCACAGAAACCUCGUCAGCCGAUGGAAACGCGUACUUGCGCUUCGCCUACCGCCUUGGGACGCCGCUCGUCGUCACCGCAACCAAACGGGGAUAUGUGCCCAACUCGGUUCCCUGGACUCCCUCCAAAUUACCAGUGUUUUCCUCCAUCAGCCUGGAUCUGCUUCCAGAAAGAGCGGCUAACCUGAUGGUGUAUGAAGAUGUGGUUGAGAUUAAGUCGAGUCUACAAGGUUUAAGAGGCCAGCCCCGCAUCCAUUUCCUGCGCAGAGCUCUUAGUCUUCCUGCCGACACGUCCUUCUCCAACCUGACCGCUCUGCUCACUGUGGCAAGCUCCCCAUCGCGCAUCCAGCACUUUCCCCAUCUGCAGAUCCUGGGCAGCAACAACACAGGCACAGAGAAGAGGUUUGAGCUGACUCCUGUAACAGCCAUCUCUGUACACCUAUUGGCCAGCGACGGAGCAGAGCUGCAGGUGAACGGGCCAAUCACGUUCUCCGUUCCUCUUCCACCGGACAGCAACUUGAAGGAAAAUGAUCACAUCCCUGCUUGGAGAUUUGACCCUCGCUUAGGCGCCUGGAUCAAGAGCAGUUCGGGUCACAUACAGAGGGUGGGAAACCAGCUGACCCUGACCUACCUUGCUCCUCAGCUCGGGUACUGGGUGGCUGCCAUGUCCCCUCUGCACUCGGGUCCGAUGGUGGCAAGGGACAUCAGCACUUACCAUACUGUGUUCCUGUUGGCCAUACUAGGAGGCAUGGCUUUUAUUCUGCUGUCCUUGCUGGGCCUGCUCUUGUACUACUGCCGACGUCGCUGUCUGAAGCCUCGAGGGUCUCAUCGCAAGUUCACUCUGUCAACUGGCCUUGACAGCACUAAGAAGGAUCAAGCAACCUCCAUGUCCCACAUGAACCUCAUCAGCAACGAGGUGCAGCUGGAGCUCGUCUCCACAGCCACCGAGCCCGACAUGACCACGCCAAUGUUGAAGCCUUCUUCGUACGAGCCUCAGGACAACCAGCGUCAGCAGAGCCUAAUCCACCUCGCCAAACACAGCCGCUCCUCUCUGGGCAACAACAGCCACCACGGCUCGUCCCUCGGCAAUCUGACGCCGCGCAGCAGGGACUACCGGCAGUCUGCAGAGACGUUCCAGCUGAAGGCCGCCCUGUCAGGCGGGACGGAGAGGGGCUACCGUCAGUCGUACACCUCCGUCUGCUCGUCCAGCAACCAGAUCUCAGAGGCGCUGUCGUCGUCCAAUCACGGCCAGGUGUCGGUUACCCAGCUGAGCAGCGUCGGCAUCAUCGACUGCAUCUCUCCGUCCUCUCCUCCGCACUCGCCCUGCCGGGGGGAGGGAGGGGAGUGCCGGGCGGCUGACCACCUGCUGUCCCGCUCCGUAGACCACCUGGAGCGCUCAAACCCUCAGGCGCUCGCUCGACCGGGCCAGCUGCUCUGCUGCGGCUCAGUGGACCUGCUGAGCGCCGGGGAAGGCUACUCCAGAGUGCGCCCCACGCUGGUGAUCCCGGCACAUUACAUGCGCCUGCCUGGCGAGCACCCGCUGUCGGGUCAGGCUCUCCUGCUGCAGACGGACCAGCAAAGCGACCUGGAGACCAUCCAGGCCGAGCUCAAUGCCUCGCACUCCCAGCAGCCCCUGGGGCCCAGCCCCGCCGACAGCAGCCCUGACCCGAACACGCAGGGCGAGGCCGAGGCUCUUGGCCUGUCGGAGUCCUUGUCUAUUCCUAACGCUCUCGGGGAAGCGGCUCUUGUUGAAAUAAACAGAGAGGACACCUUGCUGGCCGAAAAGACUCUAAUGGAGCUGCGAGGAGGGAAGCCUCUGCCUCACCCACGCGCUUGGUUUGUGUCUCUAGACGGACGCUCCAACGCUCACAUCCGCCACUCAUACAUUGACCUCCAGCGGGCGGGCUGUCAGAGUAAUGCGCAGAGCUCAGGGGAUCAGCAGGAUUAUGACAGCGGUGGGCGACACGGCUACGAUGCCAGCCUGGACUCUGGCGUGGACCUUAACGAGCCCCGUGUGGGGCGCAGGGGGGGAGACGCGGAGCGGGAGGAGAGAGCGGGGAGAAAGACUGCCACACCAGCCACAGCUUACACCCAGCUAGUGUACGUGGAUGAUCUAGAGGGGGGAGGCAGCCCUGAGGGCGGGGAAACCGGACCCGCCCUGUCAGACAAAGCUGACGGUAGCAGGGAGAAUCAGGGACCGGGGCGCGUGGAGGAGAAAGCAGGCGAGGGGGUCCGAAUACUCGAGGAGCCGCCCUCGGUUUCCCCGACGUCCCCCGCCUCUCCUCCUCCUCUGCCCACGCCAGAGGGAGUGACUUUCAGGACUGAUCACGCGCUGCUGUCCGUCUCCCCCGAUGAUGAUGCAGCACACGAGGAUGGAGAGGAGGAGAAGAAAAGCCCCUGGCAGAGGAGGGAGGAGCGACCCCUGCUGGCCUUCAACCUUAAAUGAGUCACAGAAGCGGGUUAAAGGAGAGGUUUACGUUUUUUUUUUUUUUUCCCACUCGGUCUCCAUAAAUAAUCACUAAGCAGGUUUUUUUUCCAGUUAUUUAUGGAUGGAGAUUCUCAGUGUCCUUAUUCAACGUCGCCCAAGUGUAACAGCCCAGUUCUAAAAUUGAACACAUUACAGGUGCAUCUCAGUAAACUAAAAAUAUCAUUGAAAACUCAUAAAGAUUCAUUAUACACAGUUUUAUAUUUGAAGUGUUUAUUUCAAUCAGUUUUGAUGAUUACAGCUUCUGAAAACCCAAAAUUCUGUUUCUCAAAGAUCAUAAUCCUACAAAAGACAUUUGAAAAAAAAUUUAAGAAACAAAUUUAAGACCUGUACAUUCACUACUUGGUCAGGGUUCGUCUUACAUUAAUUUACUGUAUCAAUGCGGCGUGGCAUGGAGGAGGUCAGCCCAGGUUGCUUUAUUAGCCGCAUUACUGUAUUAAACAUCCCUUUAUAAUGGUCUAAGAAGCUGAAUUUUGGGUUUUCACCUGAACAUCAGAGUUAUAGAACUGUAACAUGUUUAUGUAUAAUAUGAUUCUAUCAAUUAAAUUGCUGAAAUUUUUUAUAUUUAAAAUUUCUUAAGAUGCACCUGUAUUUAAUUUCUAACUUUAGACACACAUAAAAGCAUGAUGCUCCCAAAGAUGCUGACUCUGCGACUUGUGGCGACUACGAUCGCUUUAAGCAGAGACUCUAUAUGCAGUCAGAACACGAUAAACAUGCAAAACAAGUAAAAACGUAAACCUCUCGUUAGCAUUGCUCCUCGACGACUCCGACGAGAACAUGAAGGACGAAUCCUUUUUAAAUUAACACCUUUUGCUCUUAUGAAAGCACUGAGAACACAUUUCAGCACUGCGCUCUCCUCUAAGUCCAGAACGGUUCUGGUCCCUCGUAAAACCUCUAGGAACAGCUACAUAACGACCACUGAGCGGCAAAUAGACUUUGGAGGCAAGAUGUUGGGAGAUUUUAUGCACAACAAAUAUAUGCCUUUUCUUUUUAAAUAAGGAGCCUCGUCGGUAUAAAUGGACUGUGGUGGAAGUAUAUGAUGAGUUGAUGAUAGCGACCAUUUUUUUUUAGCCAUAUUGGCAAAAUCCCAGGAAGUAUCCAUUUAAAGUGAGAGAAAAAACCCCAGUUUAUCCUCGGUGAGUGGGUUUUAAUGGCUUUUGGAGCAUAUGUGCACAACAGGACGUGUAACUGUACAGUUCAAUAGGAAUCUCUAGGAUCUGCUUUGAGCCCUUCAGCAGCAUCAGCCGCAAUACGAAUGCAUAAACCCUGUACUAUAUAUAUAUAUAUAUAUAUAUAUAUAUAUAUAUAUAUAUAUAUAUAUAUAUAUAUAAAGUUAGCUUAUAAAAUGGGCUUUCCAGGAUGUUUAUGCAACCUUUUGUGUCUGAUGAAAUUAUGCCUACCUGCUACUUGGCCCGAAUCGGAUAAUGUGACACCGGUGUGCUGGUAAAGUUUAAUUACCACUACAACACAUGUAGUCUCACUCUUUAGUAAUUUGUGAAGUUGAUUUUAUGAAGGUUUUUUUUUUAUAUAUAUAUUUGCUAAACCACUGACUUGCAUAUUUUUGUUUUAAGGCUAUGCAUCACUUUUAUACGGCUGCUUUGGAUGCCUUUUUGUAAACGGUAAUCUCUGAUUUUAAUUGCCAACAUGAAGUAUUUUACCUGAAAACGGGCUGUUUUUUUUUCCUUGUAAUAUAUUAAGGGCUUUUUCUCCUUACCUGUUUUUUUUUUUUUUUUUUUUUUUUUAGCUGAAACAAAUGCUGCAUAAUAUUUUGCCAACUAACUUUGCUGUGUUUCAGCCUCCCCCCUCCCUCUCCGGACACACAUAAUCCAAGUGCCUUUGAACAACCUGAUUCUGCAGCUCUUAAUUUCUUUGCUCUCCUUGGCCUUUAGCUUUCCUCCUCUACCUCAGCCCUCUCUCUCUCUUCCCCUCCUGCUUGUGAAGGGAAGCAUGCAGUGUGCUUUCCUCAGCACUCACAUAAUACUACAGCUACAAUGCAGACAUCUCAGAAAAUGUCUAGCAGCUGCUGCAAUCCUAAAAAUCUUUACAGUAAUCAGCAAUGCGCUCCCCGAGAAUAAGCAGUUUUCAGGAAAGAUGAAGCUAAGUGUGACUGUGUGUGAAGCUACCCUGCAGAAUUUAGAUUUAUGGAGAAUGAAUGUAUUCAAUGUUUGUGGUGGUGUCCAAUUAUGAUGCUUCUGAGUCUAUUAAAUCAUCAAUCCAAUCAAGAUUAAUGUACCCAUAGCAAUCAUGUUACAGUGUGUAUAGCUGUGUUCUUACCUCUGCUCAGUCAAAAUCAUGUGAGUUGCUGUUAUGAAUGUUUUCUUUCAGUGUCCCGCAACAACCUCCAGUUACUGGGUGGAGCAGCAAUACAGAGUUCUGAGUGUGUGAAUCGGUUGGUUGCUUUAUACUUUAAGCCUAUUAUUCUGAAUAAACAACCAAACUGGAA
Messenger RNA from Fundulus heteroclitus (mummichog), 5451 nucleotides. RefSeq names its product family with sequence similarity 171 member A1 (gene fam171a1). The record is from RefSeq and is a predicted model, not a curated record. NCBI's taxonomy places the organism in Eukaryota, Metazoa, Chordata, Actinopteri, Cyprinodontiformes, Fundulidae. Gene Ontology annotation, biological process: stress fiber assembly; regulation of cell shape. Gene Ontology annotation, cellular component: plasma membrane. The coding region runs from base 321 to 2969 and encodes 882 amino acids. The transcript is spliced from 9 exons.